UCUCUCCUCAGCCAGGAGCAGCAGGAAGUGGGAUACCCCAGAUUAAGUGUUAUCUGAACGGAGUGAAGAUCCCCCGGGUGGUGAGACUGAAGACCCUGGUGGUGAAGGUGUGUGGUGUGAUCUGCUCUGUCGCCGGGGGACUCGCUGUCGGAAAGGAAGGUCCCAUGAUCCACUCUGGUGCCGUGGUGGCAGCAGGAGUCUCCCAGGGACGCAGUACCUCCCUGAAGAAGGACUUCAAGAUCUUUGAGUAUUUCCGUAGAGACACAGAGAAGAUGGACUUUGUAUCAACUGGAGCGGCUGCAGGAGUGUCUGCUGCUUUUGGAGCACCAGUUGGUGGUGUUUUAUUCAGUUUGGAGGAGGGGGCUUCUUUCUGGAACCAGAUGCUCACAUGGAGGAUAGUAAGUAGAGGAGGGGAAGGCUUGGUUCAGUCUGGUGUCUGAGGAGAGGAGGGGAAGGCUUGGCUCAGUCUGGUGUCUGAGGAGAGGAGGGGAAGGCUUGGUUCAGUCUGGUGUCUGAGGAGA
Molecule: messenger RNA, 521 nt
Organism: Oncorhynchus masou masou (cherry salmon)
Lineage: Eukaryota; Metazoa; Chordata; Actinopteri; Salmoniformes; Salmonidae
Product: H(+)/Cl(-) exchange transporter 7-like
Exons: 5
Coding region: 165-440 (91 amino acids)
Biological process (GO): chloride transport; transmembrane transport
Cellular component (GO): lysosomal membrane; intracellular membrane-bounded organelle
Molecular function (GO): voltage-gated chloride channel activity
Source: RefSeq, a predicted model, not a curated record